AUGCAGGCCAAGUCGUUUGAUCGUUUGGCCAACUCGGAUGUCAGGAUCGUCAUGAUGGGACCGUGGUCAAACACGUGGUUACAGAUUUUUGCUGAAGUCGCUACACGCCUAAACAAGCGCAACUUUACCGGUUUGUCUAGACAUCACGUGAGCAAAACGUUGGGGCUCAUCUCACGAAAACUUGACUGCGAAGUGCACGAAUUAUCGGACGUAUACGUUUGGGGUAAAAAUUUCAUGGACAUAGCCGAUGCUAAGAAAAAAACGAAAUUUGAACCGAGAAAAAAUGAAUUACAGUGCACCGUGAAAACGCAGAACGUCAUGGAUCUUUUAACUUCGAAUUGGAUCGACGAUUAUUUCACACCCCAGUUUGAAGCGAUGCAAACCACAACGACCUACAGACAUCGUGUUAUAUCGGCCGUGUGCCAUCACUUAAUCGACUGGUAUCGGGGCACCGAUGACAGGACAGUGUGCAUGACGAUUUCCGUACAUCAACCAGAACAGAUCAACGAUGGCUUUUUCUCGUCGUAUCCGGUGGUAAUCGGCAAGUCCGGCCAAAUGUCCGUUCGACACAUUGAAAAAGAUUCACAACAAUUUAUAAAACUGUACAGAUAUUUGGAAAGUCAACAAAAAGAAAGGUGCCUUAUUCGCAAUUACAUCAAGUGAGAGUUAAAGAAUAUAUACCUACCGUUAAAAAUACAUGUUGUGAAAAAAUUACACACAUAA
Myzus persicae (green peach aphid) is the source of this 723-nucleotide messenger RNA. Its product is annotated as malate dehydrogenase 3, cytoplasmic-like. Gene Ontology annotation, molecular function: L-malate dehydrogenase (NAD+) activity. Lineage: Eukaryota; Metazoa; Arthropoda; Insecta; Hemiptera; Aphididae. Gene Ontology annotation, biological process: malate metabolic process; oxaloacetate metabolic process; tricarboxylic acid cycle. The record is from RefSeq and is a predicted model, not a curated record.